Knipowitschia caucasica is the source of this 774-nucleotide messenger RNA. Lineage: Eukaryota; Metazoa; Chordata; Actinopteri; Gobiiformes; Gobiidae. The record is from the annotation of a GenBank genome assembly.
AUGAUAGCAGUGGUUGGAUGUGAACACAUGAUAGCAGUGGUUGGAUGUGAACACAUGAUUGCAGUGGUUGGAUGUGAACCCAUGAUUGCAGUGGUUGGAUGUGAACCCAUGAUUGAGGUGGUUGGAUGUGAACCCAUGAUUGCAGUGGUUGGAUGUGAACCCAUGAUUGAGGUGGUUGGAUGUGAACCCAUGAUUGCAGUGGUUGGAUGUGAACCCAUGAUUGCAGUGGUUGGAUGUGAACCCAUGAUUGCAGUGGUUGGAUGUGAACACAUGAUUGCAGUGGUUGGAUGUGAACACAUGAUAGCAGUGGUUGAUUGUGAACCCAUGAUUACAGUGGUUGGAUGUGAACACAUGAUAGCAGUGAUUGGAUGUGAACACAUGAUUGCAGUGGUUGAUCGUGAACCCAUGAUUUCAGUGGUUGAUCGUGAACACAUGAUUGCAGUGGUUGGAUGUGAACCCAUGAUUGCAGUGGUUGGAUGUGAACCCAUGAUUGAGUGGUUGGAUGUGGUGGUUGGAUGUGAACCCAUGAUUGCAGUGGUUGGAUGUGAACCCAUGAUUGCAGUGGUUGGAUGUGAACCCAUGAUUGCAGUGGUUGGAUGUGAACCCAUGAUUGCAGUGGUUGGAUGUGAACCCAUGAUUGCAGUGGUUGGAUGUGAACACAUGAUUGCAGUGGUUGGAUGUGAACCCAUGAUUGCAGUGGUUGGAUGUGAACACAUGAUUGCAGUGGUUGGAUGUGAACCCAUGAUUGCAGUGUUGGUCGUGUUGGGGUCGUGA